AAUAUCAAUAAUUCAUGUUAUUUUCGUCUGGGUUAUUUUAAAUGUAGAAAAAAGAAACAAUUUAUUUAAACAUUUAUUAAUUCAAGCACAUAUAUAAUUUAUCUGAUACUACUAUCACAAUGGCUUCUCCUUUAGAACAAUUUGUCAACAAUGUGAGGACAAUGUCGGCAUCAGGUAAUUUUCGCGAUUUAUAUGAGAUUAUUGCAAAAUCAGAUGAAGUGUUGCAGAGGAAUAGCUUCCACCUCAAUACAGUACUUGAAACUCUUGAUAUCCAACAGCAUUCAUUAGGUGUUUUAGCAGUCCUGGUGGCCAAAUUUUCCUUGCCUCCGGGCAAUCCAGAAGUUGAUAGGUCAACUAUGUAUCAACAAUUUCAUGAUUUUAUCAAUAACUGCAAUGGUGAACAAGUUCGAUUUGCAACUGAUUUAUAUGCAGAUUUGUGUCAUCUACUCACAAAUCAUUUGGUAGAAAUCAAACAACCAAUAAGGGGCCUGGAAAUAUUAAAAAAGGCUAUAAGAAAGAUACAAUUGUUUGAUUCACAGCUGACCUCAAUUCAUGCUGAUCUUUGCCAGCUCUGUUUGCUCUCAAAAUGUAUGAAGCCAGCUCUUGAGUUUUUGGACACUGACGUCACUGGGAUUGGCAAUGAGCUUGGCGGUAUUAAUGAUUCCAAACAUUUUCUACUAUAUUAUUACUAUGGGGGCAUGAUUUAUACGGCAAUGAAAAACUAUGAUAGAGCUUUGUAUUUCUUUGAAGUUGUAGUGACUGUUCCGGCAAUGGUUGUAUCCCACAUCAUGUUGGAAGCAUACAAGAAAUAUAUUUUAGUGUCUCUUAUACUUCAUGGAAAGGUUUUGCCAAUGCCGAAAUACACAUCUCAAGUGGUUUGUCGGUUUUUGAAACCGUUGUCAGCGCCAUAUCAUGAUUUAGUGGCAUCCCAACAUGCUGCAAGCAAACACCGCGAGAUAUUUGUCAGAGACAAGAAUAUGGGACUAGUUAAUCAGGUUUUAAAUUCAAUGUAUAAGAAGAAUAUUCAGAGAUUGACAAAAACAUUUUUAACGCUUUCGUUGAGCGAUGUCGCUUCUCGCGUGGAAUUAUCUGGGCCUCUUCAAGCGGAAACAUACAUACUUAAUAUGAUUGAAGAAGGCGAAAUAUAUGCAAUGAUUAACCAAAAAGAUGGUAUGGUGGUGUUUCUAGAUAGUCCAGAAAAAUAUGCAUCACCGGAAACAUUGUGUGUCUUAGAACAGCAAAUGGCUGCUUGUACUAAACUUCACCAGUACAUACAGGAAAUGGAUGUUCAGAUACAAGUCAAUCCACAGUAUGUGAAGAAAUCAGUUGGAAGUCACGAUGAAGAUAUGCCCGGCACAAGUCAAAAUACGAAGACAACAUACACAAUGUAAUAUAAGUUAUUUGUUGUAUGCUAAGAAUAAAAGUUUUCUGUAUUAACAA
Messenger RNA from Bombyx mandarina (wild silkworm), 1440 nucleotides. RefSeq names its product COP9 signalosome subunit 3 (gene CSN3). The record is from RefSeq and is a predicted model, not a curated record. Lineage: Eukaryota; Metazoa; Arthropoda; Insecta; Lepidoptera; Bombycidae. Gene Ontology annotation, cellular component: COP9 signalosome. Gene Ontology annotation, biological process: ubiquitin-dependent protein catabolic process.